Messenger RNA from Lytechinus pictus (painted urchin), 6057 nucleotides. Its product is annotated as 85/88 kDa calcium-independent phospholipase A2-like. Gene Ontology annotation, cellular component: mitochondrion. NCBI's taxonomy places the organism in Eukaryota, Metazoa, Echinodermata, Echinoidea, Temnopleuroida, Toxopneustidae. Gene Ontology annotation, molecular function: protein binding. The transcript is spliced from 15 exons. The coding region runs from base 693 to 3212 and encodes 839 amino acids. Gene Ontology annotation, biological process: cardiolipin acyl-chain remodeling; positive regulation of ceramide biosynthetic process. The record is from RefSeq and is a predicted model, not a curated record.
AGACGUGACGUAGGCGACACAAUGUUGUUUCUCAGAUAAAGUUUUAGAAAUAAAGACGAGUGAUUUUCAUCGAAUUGUGACAUCUGUGACCUGAAUCGAACUAAUUACCUUCAAAUUACAGCGAAUUCCAUUCUUAACAUUUGAACGGGAAAUGGUAACACGAAUGUUAUUGGCUGGCACAUCCGUACGCACAGCUACAUUACAUAGGGAGGCAGCGUAGCUCAGUCGGUUAGAGCGCCUGUUCCAGAUAAGAUCGUAGAUCUCAACGUGCGUGGGUUCGAGUCCCGCAGCAUGCCGGAAGACGACUAACAAAAAAUCUGAUGCUAGCGUUGUGUGUUAGCGUGCCUCACCGCUGUGUUCAGUGCGGGUGUGAAUGCAGUUGGAAAACACUCCGUCCACCGGAAAGGACGCAAAUGUUGGUCCCGUGUAUAGGAGAGUCACAACGUAUGCAUGAUAAAACCAAUACACUAUUAGUCAAAAGAGUAGGAUGUUCACCCGGUGUAUUGCACCUGCCGGUCCCCGGUACUACAAUACUGCAAGAAUCUUCAGGAUUGAAGGAGGCAGUCAGUGUAGCUUGAAACCUUGUAACCUGACAGCGAAUGAUCGAAGAAGAAACUGAUCCCGAAUGUUAGCCAUAAAAAUUUGGUAUUUUCGAGCUUAUUUCAGAAAGAUGAGUGAAGUGAGAGCACACAAUGGCUUUCAAAAAUCCAUUUAGCCCCAACUCCUCCAUGGGGUUCGUGUUCAACACCGUCAUGAGCAGCAUCCCGCAAACGGAGUCGUACAAGUGGACUGUGCGCAAGGAAAAGCCCCAGAAGUAUGUCUCUAUGGUAGUUGUCGCCCAUGCAGAUUACAUGAAGGUGUACAAUGAUGAGAAGGGAAAGGUGUUUGAGUGUGUCGUCCAAGCUCCUGGGGGAUCUGACGCUUUCAGUUUGUUCCGUUUGACAAAUGAGGAUGAUGCCUUAGCCAAGUUUAUACUCCUACAUCAACACAUCCAGCCAUUUUUCAAUGGUCCGAUGGGACUCUACGAUGUGACUGUAUUACAGAAGCUAAGUGACAUCACCAGGAAAAUGGAAAACAUCUCACAUGCCCAUGCAGCUGUCCUGGCGGGUUUGAAUGAUGCUUUCAGGUGCCCAGAGGUAAUCAAACAUGUGAACAGUAAGAAUGGUCCCACAGGAAAGACACCUCUUCAUUCAGCCAUAGAGUGUAGGUCCAUGCAGGCGGUUAUGCAACUCAUCGAUUGCGGAGCUUCUCAAGAAAUGGUGGAUGACAACGGGGAUGGCAUCUUCCACUAUGCUGCAAGAUCUCCAGCCUUUGGCAGUCAGGUCAUGUCAGUAUUGUCCAAAGACAAAGAGCUGAUGGACCAAAUCAACAAGGCCGGUCAGUCUGCCCUCCUGAUAGCCUGUCAAGAGGGUAACUUUGAUACAGCUGUCAAGCUGGUUAGAUCAGGAGCCACGGUGGAUAUGAACGAUAACGUGGGAUACCCCAUCCACUACGCUCUCAAAAAGUGCAAUGUCAACGCUGCACUGAUUAUUCUUGAAAAACAUCGAAAUCAGGGUAGAGCCAAAUGCAUCAAACAUGGAGGUACCCCGCUCCACUGGGCCAAGAGCACAGAGUUCAUCAAGCUGGUUCUUGAACAGGAGUAUGACAUCGAUGCCAUCAGCAAGAGUGGUGAUACCGCCCUCAGCAUCAUGAUCCAGCGCAGUCGACCGCUCUGCGCCCUCACGCUGAUGACAGCGGGAGCAGACCCAAAUAUCUCUGAUAAGAACGGAAAUACCCCGCUUCACUAUGCAGUUAAGAUCAAAGAUUUACAGACAGUUCAUCUCCUCAUUGGCUUUGGGGCAGAGGUCAACAAACUUAACAAUAGAGGUGAAUCCCCUAGACAUCUAGCUGCUACUGACAUCCUCAACACUAUUGGAGGGAUGAUGGGAAUGAAUUCAGAGGUCAUUUAUGCUCUCCAUGCUGUAGGGGCAGAGCGUUGCCCCCCUGGGACCAAAGGAUGCCAGGGAGGAUGCAAGCAUGGGGGUCAGAACAAUGGUAUGGCCCCCAAGAUUGGCAUGGACCAGGUUGAUGCUGGAGCCCAAGUCUACAACAAAUACCUCACUCAGUGCAUCGCAGACAUGAGCAUCGCUGCCCGAACUGGCCGGCAAGGAAGAGACGAGACUGAUCUUGCCAUGGACACGACCGAUGGUGCCUCGGAUCCUUCUCAGCGACGGGCACAGGAUACUGUUCUUUGUCUUGAUGGUGGUGGUAUCAAAGGAUUGAUCUUGACUCAGAUGCUGGCUGCAAUAGAGAAGUCUUCAGGGAAGAAGAUUGUUGAGAUGUUUGACUGGAUCGUAGGGACCAGCACGGGAGGCAUCCUCGCUUUAGCCCUAUCACAAGGAUUCAGUGUAGAAGAAUGCAGGAAACUGUACAUGGCUCUCAAGGAUGAAGUCUUUACAGGAUCCAGACCCUACAACUCAGACAAGUUUGAGUCUUUCCUGCAGAGUACCUUUGGGCCGGAAACCACCAUGGAUCAACACACAUACCCUAGAAUUCUGGUGUCUGGGACGCUGGGAGACCGAAGUCCUCCAGCUCUCCAUCUAUUCCGUAACUAUGACGCCCCAGAGACAUCCUCAGCUUGGAUCGCAGCUAAUCAGGAACCAUUUCAACCCGUUCUAAAACCAUCAGAGCAACUGGUAUGGAAAGCUGCCCGUUCUAGCGGUGCUGCACCUACCUACUUCAGACCGAUGGGCCGAUUCCUGGACGGUGGUCUCAUUGCCAACAAUCCCUCUUUAGAUGCACUGACUGAGAUUCAGGAGUAUUACAUGUAUAAGAAAGCACAGGGUGAACCAGUGCGUAAGAUAGGUGCAGUGGUAUCCCUAGGUACUGGUCUGAUGCCCCUCAAGCCUAUAGCCCACGUUGAGAUCAUGAGGCCUAAUAGUGCUGUUGAUCUGCUCAGUGCUGCCAAGUCACUAGCAGGAGGUGCUAACUUGAUAGACAUCAUGGUAGAACAGGUUUCUGAAUCAAGAAUGCGUGCCGUUGACCGAGCGAGGGCAUGGUGUUACUCGAUUGGCACACCCUUUUUCCGGUUCAGCCCGCCACUGAGCCAAGAUAUCACAAUGGACGAGACAAGGGAUCAUGUACUCUUAAAGAUGCUCUUCGAUACGCAGUGUUACAUCCAAAAGAACAAGGAAAACAUACAACAAAUGACCGACUUGAUCAUUUCCUUGUAAUGCUUAGGAUACCAAAGAUUUCAGGACUGCUGAGCCAAGGUAGAUGUUGAAUCAAGCAAGGGCCCAGGCAUCUACUCUUGGAAGAUGAUUUGAUACACGGUUUUACAUUCUGAAGAAUGAGAAAAAAAAUGACUACUUUGAUCAACUCCUUACAGUACUGUGGAGUUCUGAACUUUCAUAACACAGUUCCAUGCGCCUUUGCUAAUCAGCCAUUUCCUAGCCUUAUCUUUGAGAGGAUAAAAGAUGGGCAAAGUGCAAUAUGUGAAGAUGGAAAUAUUUUUGCAAGGAGUUUGUUAGUUUUACAUAGCAAUUAAGAUGGUGAUGGGUAUCUGGAGGAUCAGUUUAGAAUAUCUGCUGAUAGAUGGGUGAUAAUGAGGAUGAUGGUUAUAGUCAUGGUGAUGAUAAUGGUGAUGAUGAUGAUGAUGAUAAUGAUAAUGGUGAUGAUUAUGAUGACGAUGAUAAUGGUGAUGGUGAUGAUGAUGAUAAUGGUGAUGGUGAUGAUGAGUAUGAUGACGAUGAUGAUGAUGAUGGUGAUAAUAUUGGCGACAAUGAUAAUGGCGAGUGAUGGUGAUGAUAAAAUAUGUAAAGAAUUUGGGAUUCCAGUAAGCCAAAAGUAAUUGUCUAUAUCAUGCAAUGACUUUAUAACGUGCCAUUGUUAAAUUUUUGUAUAUAUGCUCUAAUAGUGGCCUGCAUUUUAUGCUAUUCAUGUUGUGUGUUCUUUAAGAACAAAUAAUUUCUAUAUAUUAUGCUAGACUUACCAUCAAUUUUAAUAAUCUUUAGAAAAUUAAAAUUGAUUCAAUUUCUGAUAAUAUUUACAAUUUGCUUCCAUUUGUAGUUUAUUUUGUUCAAUUUUGUACUUAUUUAAUCUGGUAUUUAGAUGAAAAAUUGACACUGAAGGAAAAUAAGUGACUAUUUUACUAUAUGUGUAUGAAAAAAAAAUAAGAUGCCAUACUUGAAAUAAAGAGGAGUACUGUAUUGGAAGAGUAGGCAUUUUUUAAUCUUUUACUAAUGCUGGAGUAAAAAUAUAUGCAUAAACUGAAUUCUAUUUACCUGACAAAGUAUACAAAGUUUUAGCACUCUUACAUGUGUAGAGAAGUUGCUCGCUUCAUUUUAAUACCCUAUAGUGUUGCUUAGAAACUUUAUUGUUCGUGUGUGAAUCAAACAAAUUUGCAACGGAAAACAUGAGUGAAACAUGAAAUAUUUUCUGAUGGAAGUUAGAGAGUAUUUUAAUCAGUUUUAGGUUUAGAAAUUAUUUGAUUUGUUUUUGGCUUACACUUCUAAACCUCCUCUUUUCAGUCUCAGGAAAGUAAAGCAAAAGUUAACAUACACAAUGAUAAAAGGUCACAGUGAAAGCAUUCGCAUUGUAAAAAAGCAACGUAGUACAGUCACUUUUGUUAGAACUUAUAAUCAUAUGCUGCAUUUUAUGUUUUUGAUAACUUGAUGUUUACUCACAUUUGUGAGUGAGUAUAGCAUGUACAUCACAUUUUGAUGAAUUCUCUUCAGGGUACAUUUUUUUUGUAAUACAAGAAUAAUGUAUAUAAAAACAUAUAUAAAAUGUAUGAAAUAAUGAAUGACAAUCGUGUCUUUCAAUCUGAAAUAUUAAAUGUGUAUUUCACUGUGUUCUUUGUACAUCGAUUGCAAACUGUGAGAGCAAUCUCUUUUCAUCAUACAAAACUCUGUUACCAGUUGAGACAUUUCUUUGUUGUUAUUGUGAGCCCUAUCUCAGAAAUUUAUGUGGAGUAAUUUGAUAUUUGCUCAUGCAAACAUUUUUCCUGCCAUCAAAUCAGCAAAGGUAGCAGGUUAGGGGCGGCAGUAAUAAUAAUAAUAGCUAGAUUUAUAAAGUGCUGCUAUUAUUACCCCGGCUUCAGCUCGAGCUACCAUCACGGGCGCUCAGUGCAUGCAAGGAAUUAAUUCUGCUGGGUACCCAUUCACCUCACCUGGAUCUAGUGCAGAACAAUGUGGAUAAAUUUCUUGCUAACGCCAUGGCUAGGAUUCGAACCCACGACCCUCUGUUUGAAAGACAAGAGUCAGAACCACUAGAUCAUAACGUGCCCACAAUGAGGUCAAAGGUUGCGGUUCAAUGUACCGAUAAUGGUAGUGGUAGAUUUGGGUAUAACAUUUACCUUUUCAUGUGAUAUGUCUGAGGGUGUUUUUUAUUACUAUUGUUUGGCUGAAUUUUAGAUGUUCUACGGGAGAAUAUGUUGAUGUACCAAAUUUUCCUGGGUUCAUGUAGGAAUGGAUAUAUAUUUACUGGUUACAGCUCGAUGUUUGCAACAAUUAUGAAUGCCUUUUGACUUAAAUCUCAUAUACAUGUAAAAACAUGUAUGAGAAUCAAUUACAAAAAAAGAUUGGUGUUGCUAGAUGUAAAGAUCAGACAUGUAUUUUAUUGAAAUGAAUUGCAGCCUUUUCUUGAAGACAGUUAUUAGAACAACAAAAUUUCAUGCCAACAAAAUGGUAGUGGUGUUAUUUUAUAGUCUGUGAAUGUACAUGUACAGUGCGUCCCAAAAAAAACUAUACACUUUUGAAAUGGCUGCCAAAUAAAAAAUAUAUCACUUUUGGGGAAAAGACUUAUAGAUAUGGAAAGCCAAUAAAGUCAACUUUCAGAUGACACCAAAAAGUUGGAAAACUAUUCAUGCUUGAGCGAGCACUGCCCACUGAAACAAAGGGUAUGAAAAUUAGGGUGGGCCGGAAUUAGCCUUCCAGUUUCUUUCAGGUUUUUUGUUUGGUACAUGCAAAGUUGAGGGUUAUUUGGUGAAUUAAAGAUCAGUUGUGAUCAGUUUAUUGUUUGUGAAAAUUUAAUGCGUUAUUAAAUUGAAAUUUAAAGCAUGAGUGAUCAUGAAUUGCA